Molecule: messenger RNA, 460 nt
Organism: Strongylocentrotus purpuratus (purple sea urchin)
Lineage: Eukaryota; Metazoa; Echinodermata; Echinoidea; Camarodonta; Strongylocentrotidae
Product: histone H2B.1, sperm
Exons: 1
Coding region: 11-433 (140 amino acids)
Cellular component (GO): nucleosome
Molecular function (GO): protein heterodimerization activity; structural constituent of chromatin; DNA binding
Source: RefSeq, a predicted model, not a curated record
AGCAAUCAUCAUGCCGUCUCAGAAGAGUCCUACCAAGCGAAGUCCGACCAAACGUAGCCCCCAGAAGGGAGCUGGCAAGGGAGGCAAGGGAUCCAAACGAGGAGGAAAGGCCAGGCGUCGUGGUGGAGCCGCUGUAAGGAGACGUCGACGAAGACGCGAGAGCUAUGGAAUCUACAUCUACAAAGUGUUGAAGCAAGUUCAUCCCGACACUGGCAUUUCUAGCCGCGGCAUGUCCAUCAUGAACAGUUUUGUCAACGAUGUGUUCGAGCGCGUCGCAGCCGAAGCUUCCCGUCUUACCAAGUACAACCGCAGGAGCACCGUUUCAAGCCGCGAGAUCCAGACCGCUGUCCGCCUUCUUCUCCCUGGAGAGCUGGCCAAGCACGCCGUUUCUGAAGGCACCAAAGCUGUCACCAAAUACACCACGUCUCGAUAGAUCCGAGACCUGGCUGGCCUGGAGACC